CAAUCACAGCGCUCCCCAAAAUCCUCCUGCGCGCUCCCCAUUAUAAGAGCCCUGGCCCUCCUAGUCUGGCAGACACCUCUCCAUCUCUGUGGAGAGACACCUCUGUCCAGGCCAGGGUUUCUAUUACCUGCCGUGUUUGUUGACGCUGUAACCAGUUCAGUGGAUAAAGUUCAGAAGUUGUAAGAACCCUAGAGAUUACAGAAAAGUUUUGAAAGACACGAUGCGGGAAGAGGAUCCUUUUCAAAUGGACAGUGCAGGGAACAGUGAGGAAGAGACAGACUGUCAGCUGCCGAGGAGAGGCGCAAGGAAGCGGAGGGCGACACGGAGGAGUCCGGACGAGGAGGACGACACGGAGAGUCCGAGUCCAGGAAAGAAGAAAUGCAGAAAGAGCUGCGAGGCAGGAGACGGCAGCGCGGGUAGCGGCGGCAGUGAAGGCAGCAGCAGCCCCAUUCCCUCCUUCGAUGACCUGCACACACAACGCGUGAUGGCCAACAUCCGCGAGCGGCAACGGACGCAGUCGCUCAACGAGGCUUUCACGUCGUUACGUAAGAUCAUUCCCACUCUGCCGUCCGACAAGCUCAGCAAGAUCCAGACGCUGAAGCUCGCGUCCCGGUAUAUCGACUUUUUGUGCCAAGUUCUGCAGAGCGACGAGCUGGACGCGCGAGGGACCAGCUGCAGCUACGUGGCGCACGAGCGGCUGAGCUAUGCGUUUUCCGUCUGGAGGAUGGGGGGCGCGUGGUCCUUGUCUACUACGACCCACUAGCAGGCUGCUGUGGAUGGAACAGCACGAUAAUUCUGACCAAACAACCAGUGGAUCCGGCCGAUCCUUCAGACUGAAACAGGACAAUCCCAGAUGAAGUUGUGCUGCUGUGUUUUAGGCCUGGGAGGAGAGCAGGCUUUUCUUACAUUUCCCUCUGCAUGGACUGAAAUGUUUGCUAAGGAGCACUUAGGACAGAGAGGACCAAUAUGAAGGAAGAAAGACCACUGCGACUAUGAAUGUUGUAAAAACAAAGAUGAGCUCUGAGGAACUGCUCUGUUUUGGAAACACAAGAGAAUCACCUCCUUCCACAUUCCCUGUGACAAUGUCUCACAGCAAAUGAAAUAUUUUCUAUUUAUUUUUCUACACAGGCUCUAAAUUCCAUUUCCCUUCCCUUUCCAAUAAAGCGUAUUUAUUUUGGAAUAUCUCGGAAUGCUGAAUAGAUCUGCAGUCUGCACAUUUUGAGUGUUGUAAAUAUUUGGUAAUAUUUUGA
This is a messenger RNA of Labrus bergylta (ballan wrasse), 1250 nucleotides long. It is a transcript of the gene twist1a, whose product is annotated as twist family bHLH transcription factor 1a. The record is from RefSeq and is a predicted model, not a curated record. Gene Ontology annotation, biological process: developmental process; regulation of transcription by RNA polymerase II. Lineage: Eukaryota; Metazoa; Chordata; Actinopteri; Labriformes; Labridae. Gene Ontology annotation, molecular function: protein dimerization activity; DNA-binding transcription factor activity, RNA polymerase II-specific; RNA polymerase II transcription regulatory region sequence-specific DNA binding.